Messenger RNA from Varanus komodoensis (Komodo dragon), 776 nucleotides. RefSeq names its product LYR motif containing 1 (gene LYRM1). The coding region runs from base 171 to 539 and encodes 122 amino acids. Gene Ontology annotation, cellular component: mitochondrion. NCBI's taxonomy places the organism in Eukaryota, Metazoa, Chordata, Lepidosauria, Squamata, Varanidae. The record is from RefSeq and is a predicted model, not a curated record. The transcript is spliced from 5 exons.
UUUUCAGCGUCUCUCUCGUGGGCUUCUGAGAUGUCUGGUCGACUUGGCUUCCUCGCUUAUGGUGCUCAAAGAAGCUGCCCUUGCAGACCAUCAGCUGCUGAAGAAACACCAGUCAGAAGCUGGCAUUCUCACGCCCCUCUUUUGUCCCCGCUGUCGCACCACGAACACCGAUGACGCCAGUCACUCGUCAAGAAGUUCUUGGCCUUUACCGCAAGAUAUUCCGAAUAGCCAAAAAAUGGCAAUCGGCAUCCAGACAGAUGGAAGAGACCAUAAAAGAAAAACAGUAUAUUAUAAAUGAAGCUAAAACACUAUUCCAAAAGAAUAAAAAUCUAACAGAUCCUGAGCUGAUUAAGCAAUGCGUAGAAGAGUGCAAGGCGAGGGUCGAGAUCGGACUGCACUACCACAUCCCCUACCCAAGGCCUAUUCAUCUGCCUCCAAUGGGACUCGCACCGCAGCAAGGCCGAGCGUUUCGACAUCAGGAAAAGCUGAGAAAGCUUUCCAAGCCAGUCUAUUUGAAAUCUUAUGAUGAAGUUUCAUAAUCCAGUUUCAGGCUACAGCCAAUAUCAUCCAGGACUGUUUGGCAGAUAAGUUUCACGCCCACAAUGGUUUAAAAAGAAGAAGAAGAAGAAGCUGGUUAGUGCUCACUGACACUUUCCUUAAGGUUAAGAACCUACUUGAUUGCAAGCAGGAGAUGACUAAAGAUGAUUAAAACUGUCUGGUAUUUCUUAAGUGUCAACAGCUGAAUCAUCAAUAAAAGAAAUUAGUAAUCAAGUAAA